CUUAAUCAAACGCAGAGAAAUCCGACGCUGCGGUUGGUGUCGGCUCCCGACCCCUUUACCUCGGCUUUGCGCGUUCCAUCCUGGGCCCCCAACCUUCUGACCCGUCUCUGACAUUCCAUCUGGUGGUCCGAACGUCCCAGCCCGCUCCGGCCAUGACAGCUCAUUCCUUCGCUGUCCCCGUGAUUAUCUUCACCACCUUCUGGGGCCUUAUCGGCAUCGCCGGGCCCUGGUUCGUGCCCAAGGGGCCCAAUCGCGGGGUAAUCAUCACCAUGUUGGUCACCACUGCUGUCUGCUGUUACCUGUUCUGGCUGAUUGCCAUCCUGGCUCAGCUGAAUCCUCUGUUUGGGCCCCAGCUGAAGAAUGAGACCAUCUGGUAUGUCCGAUUCCUGUGGGAGUGACCAACCGCCAUCACCUGUCCCAGGUACCAGGCUUCUCCAACCCUCUUGCUCUUCUGUUGAUUUCAGGCCCAAUCAACCCUGAUGGCCUCCCCACUUCUGCAUCCCUGUGUUCUUGGUAUCGCUCUUUUGUCUCUUCAGCUUGGUCACUCUGAGACCCAGACCUUCCCACUGGAUUUGAUCUGGAGCCUAGCCCAAUUCUAGGAAAUAGCCUCUUUCCUGGGAGACCUGGGCCCCAGGAGAGAGGGGCUCAUAAUCAGCCUGAAGGGAAAACAUUCUUAAUUUUUAGCACUCCCUCUUUUCUUCUCCAGUUACACUUAGCCCUCUCCUGAAUAUGUGAUGUUUCUUUCUGCAAAUGUGACUGAGUGCAGAGACUUGUCCUAACCCAAGGAUGGGUCCCUGUUGAGUGAGUCCAGUAUUCCUAGGGCUUGGGAUUGAAUUUUUUGGAUAGGAGGCAGUGUAGUUUAGAGAGAAUUUUGGAGACCUGGAAUCUCCCUGCACAAGUCAUAACC
Messenger RNA from Dromiciops gliroides (monito del monte), 907 nucleotides. It is a transcript of the gene ATP6V0E2, whose product is annotated as ATPase H+ transporting V0 subunit e2. Gene Ontology annotation, molecular function: proton-transporting ATPase activity, rotational mechanism. Lineage: Eukaryota; Metazoa; Chordata; Mammalia; Microbiotheria; Microbiotheriidae. Gene Ontology annotation, cellular component: proton-transporting V-type ATPase, V0 domain. Gene Ontology annotation, biological process: proton transmembrane transport. Bases 153 to 398 code for a protein of 81 amino acids. The transcript is spliced from 4 exons. The record is from RefSeq and is a predicted model, not a curated record.